AUGGAGGAGUGGGCGAAGCUGCGCCACACCAGCCGCUUCUUGGUGCGCGCCUCGUUGCUCUCCUCGCAUCCGGAGAAGAAGCGGUCCGGGGACGCGCUGCACGGCGCCGCACAGGUCCCCACUGGGAUCCUGGUGCAUGGUUGUCACCUCAGCGCUGAUGGCUGGGAGCAGAUCGUCUGGGGUCGCCCGCCCCACGAGCUGGGCCGCCUGCCGCACGCGGUGCUCCUCGCCUGGGAGGAGCGCGCCACGGUGGUGGUCUUCGGCACCGGGGCCUCGGAGAAGGACGGCCUCAAGGAGAGCGAGUACACCUUGAAGUAUUUGUGGGACCGGUGGUCCGAGCUGGCGCACUUCGAGCCUUUGCAUCGUGUGCCGCUGGACAAGGCGCAGGAGCUCAUGCGCGCCGUGAGCGUCAUCGACGCGAGCACGCAGAACACGGACCAGGAGGUGCGCGAAGGGCUGCGCGUCAUGCGAGAAAAAGGCUGCCACCACGCGGUGCUGGUGUCCUCCCCCACGCACCUGCCGCGAUGUCUAGCCUGCGCCUGCAAGGUGGUGGAAGAGGAGCCCGAGCUUUUCGAGGGCCCCAUCUACGCCAGCCCUUCGGACACCUGCUACCAGGGGGCGUCCAGCUCGGAUGUGGUGGUGGUGGAGCCGCCACAUCGGGGGGACCGGGACAAGAGCCUGGAUGCUCUCAAGUUCCAUGAGCUGGUGCGGAGGAGCUACGGAGUUCCCAAGGACAAGAAAGUGGAAUUUCUUCAGAAGUUCACCGACUUGCUGGAGGAGACGCGGCGAAAGCUGCAGGACAUACUGGCGCAGGAUGCGGCACAAGAGUCCGUGCGCGCGGAGGCGGCGCCGCUGCUCGCGGAGCUCCGGCGCCGGGGCUUCCGCCUGGCGCUGCUCUCCAACGCGGCGACCCCCAGCUACACGCAUGUGCUACAGCACCCCGAGCUGCGGGAGCUCUUGGACCCGGACCUGUGCUUUUUCUCCUGCGACAUGGGCCUGGUGAAGCCGGACGUGCGCAUCUUCGAGCUGAUCUGCUCCGCUGCCCAGGUGCCGAAGUCCUGCGCCCUGAUGGUGGGCGACAGCCUGAGGAGCGACUUUCAUGGCUCAAGGUCAGCUGGGCUCAGGCAGGUGCUGCUGGACGUGGCAGGCUGUCAUGCUGACAUCCAUCCGCGCAUUUCUUCGCUGUCUGAGCUGCUGACACUGCUGCCGGAGAAGGCGUGA
Effrenium voratum is the source of this 1221-nucleotide messenger RNA. The record is from the annotation of a GenBank genome assembly. Lineage: Eukaryota; Dinophyceae; Suessiales; Symbiodiniaceae.